Messenger RNA from Closterium sp. Naga37s-1, 342 nucleotides. The record is from the annotation of a GenBank genome assembly. Lineage: Eukaryota; Viridiplantae; Streptophyta; Zygnematophyceae; Desmidiales; Closteriaceae.
AUGGCAGCUCUCGCCGCCUCGCUCGCCGCCGGCCCAGCGAAUGCAAUCAUUCCCACCACCGCCGUCGCCGGCCGCGUUCCAGGGCUCUCCGAACCCGACGAAAACGGCUGGCGCACGUACAAGCGGCCGGCGAGCAAGUCCGGCGGGCACGGCGUGGGAUGGAGCGAGCUCAUCCCGUACAGCUUCACCGUGCCUGACACCUGGGAGGAGACGCCGGUGUCCAUCGCGGAUCUGGGCGGCACGGAGAUCGACCUGCGGGCGGGCGGACGUACUAAGAGUCGGCAAUGGAAGAAAUACUCGAGUGACAUCAAGCAGAUCCUCUCCUCCUUCCGCGUCGGAUAG